Penicillium daleae is the source of this 2439-nucleotide messenger RNA. RefSeq names its product putative R3H domain protein. The transcript has 4 exons. Bases 1 to 2439 code for a protein of 812 amino acids. Gene Ontology annotation, molecular function: nucleic acid binding. Lineage: Eukaryota; Fungi; Ascomycota; Eurotiomycetes; Eurotiales; Aspergillaceae. Gene Ontology annotation, biological process: galactose metabolic process. The record is from RefSeq and is a predicted model, not a curated record.
AUGGUAUCUCAGAACACCUCAAACGGGGAUCAUUUCUCCUUUGCGAAGAUUGCUGCCAUGCCUGCACCUCCCUCUCCCCACUCGCCGGUGGCAUCCAACGAGACCAAUACGGGUCAACCCGCCAAUGUUGCCGUGUACGCCGAGACAUUGGAUUCUAAUGCUUUGGGACCUGGCCCACACACUCUAAACGCUGUCAAUGACCAGAUUUCUCUCUCCAGUCCCGGUGGUAACGUUCUGGCUAGAGCUAUGGAAGGAAUUGAUCUUAGCCCGCAAAAGGACCGUCAGGGAUCUGGAUCCUCAAGCGAUGGUCAGGAGAACGGUCUUUUAAAGCAUGAAAAUUCCUUCGAGGAUGACCGAACUCAUCUCUCUACUUCAUCCACAAAAAUGACCAACUUCGACUCUAAGAGCUUAGCGUCGGUGACAACCUUUGCUAUGGACGAGAAAGAUUCUGUUCGGCCUGACGACAGUGCCAGUGUGCAAGCUAUUGACGAAGAAGAGUCUCUGUCCGGAGCUGCUUCUCUUGCUCCAGACUCGGUAACGGGCUCGGAAACCAGUGGACGUGUAUUCCGUGACCACUUCCGCGACAACAUUGCUCUACCCCCGCGCGGGAUUCUUCCCAACCCUGUCCCUGGCUUCAGCGACAGCAACUCGCAAGGUCCUGUCGUCAUCCCCUCAGACUCGGUAUCGAACAAUUUUGUGGUUCCGAUCAACCCUGAUAAUACGCCAAAUGGCCAGGGCCUUCAUUCAUUCCCUCUCCAUCCAGACGAGAAACUCAUAACAGCUAUGGAAAACCCCAAGGAUCGUCUGAUGGUCCUCACAAUAGAAGAAAAGGUCCGCGCAUUCAUUGAAUAUUCCAGUGAACAAUCCUUGGAACUACCCCCAAACAAUUCCUAUGGCCGACUUCUCGCGCAUAGACUAGGAGAUUAUUACCACUUAACGCAUUUUGUGGACAACAACGUGACUUCCGUGCGCCUCCACCGAACGCCUUUCUCCAGACUCCCCACGCCCCUUUCCGAACUGUUUCCAGCUUCCAAUGAAAAACCCUCUCACCCUAUGCCGACGAAAAUCAUGCGUCGGACAGAUGGAGGACGGCCUUCCGCCGAAGGUAGUGUGGCAGCAAGUUCAUCUGUUCCAUCCAAGGCGGCGUCAGAGACCGAUGAUGCGGGUCAGGAUGGAGACCGCACCGGCUCAGCGGGCUCAAUGUCUGCUAAGGACCGUAUGGCCAUGACACGGGAAGAAAGGGAGGCCAAAUACGCAGAAGUGCGUGAACGUAUCUUCCGCGACUUCCCCGAAAGUGCCAAGUCAGAGGCUAGCGGUGACUCUACUACGAACAUGUCCCGCUCAAGCUCGACCACUGGACGCAAGAAAGCUCAGAAACAGCGCACUCCUCAUGAUGACGGCUUUGAAGCUCGCUCCCAGUUCAAUCCUUACUAUCCCGGGAUGCAGUACAGCAAUAACGGUUCCUCGGCAUACAAUCCAUCUGCAAGCGAUGGCUCAUAUGCCCAACAAGUUCCAUACAUGGUUGGGCCGGGUGUCUCGCCGCCUAGCGGUGGCUACAUGUCUGCUGGUCCGACCAAUGCGAUGUACUCGGGCCAGGGAGGUAUGAACAAUGUCCCACAGUUCCCAGCGGCAAUGUCGCCGCAGAUGGCCUCUACUGCCCCAUGGCAAGCUGCGAAUGGACCACAGCAAUCUCCAUUUCCUGGGUAUUCUCCCAUGAACCAGCCAGCUAUGAUAGGGCAACCGGCAUCCACCAAAUCUUCGCCAGCUAUGAACAACUUUCCCACCCCUCAUUCGCUGCAGUUCCAGCAGACUCCUGGUUGGAACCCAGGCCCUUUCCCUGGAAAUUAUCAGCAAUCACAGCAUCAACGUACCCAACAUCCGGCACCUUGGUCCAACUACCAACCACAGCCUAUGACCCCGAACAUGGCCACCUAUUCUUAUGCCCAGUAUCCAGGGCAGCAUAUGGACUCUGCCCUCCACAAUGCUGGGAACCCAGCGAUGGCAGGCAAUUUCCCAAGGUCCCACUUCAAUCCCCAGACACGCUCGUUUGUCCCGGGAAGUGCUGGGACGCAACGGCACCCGGGAAACGGUGCGCAGCACCCAACGCAGCCGUACGGAAAUAGAGCUCACGCUGUGCAGCUCAAUUGGCCUAGGUUCCCAGAGUCUAUCCCCAAUCACAGUCACGACCACUCCCCGAAUGCCAAUGGAACUCGCAACCCAAGCACAACCCCACAAACCUCUAUUGCUAAAUGGGGCACCCCAUCCCACUUACCUCCCAAACCGCCUCCAUCUGAAGUCUCCUCAGGCUUUGAGCUUAAACAUCACGCUGCAUCCGCUGGCCUUCCCGCUCCAGCAGUUGCCAGUAACGGAAUUCCCAACCCCGCGAAGAACGGACCCCUGGUCGUUUCUGGAGGGACGACCGCGUCGAGGAUGAACUAG